AUGGAGGCAAGUGGGGACGCAGAUGCAGGGGGCACCGAGGCUCCUCGGGGGGAGCCAGGGCUGGAGGGAGCGUGCCGGCAGCUGCAGCCGGAGCGCCUGGGCACAGACUUCGGCCCCUGGCGUUUCCCCUGUUUGGGAAAUAAGAGACUGCAUGUUACUCUACCCACGGGCCUGAAUGGGGCUGCGGAGAACAUCCACGACUCUAAGACCUAUGCGGGUAGCAGAAGUAGGGCAGUGGGGAGGGAGCAGGUGCGCCCCGCGGGCUCUCCGCACGGAGGGAUCGGGAAGACCCGGAUAACCCGGCCGUCGGCCUUGCGGGAGAGCUGGUGGGCGCAGUGCGGGGGACGCAGCUUCCAGAGCCCGGGUUCUGAACCUUCUGGAGCUCAGGUUCUUCGCUUCAAACUUGGAAGUUUUCAGAAAGUGCAGGAGAAGGGCUGGAACCGGCCGCCUUUGGGGUUAACGCCUGUAAGUGGGGACCGCUCGGCCGGCAGGCACGCCCCGGGGGUGCGGGACCGGGACAGACGCUGGCUCCCCCCGCGCCGCCCGCCGCCGCACGUGUUCCGGCGGGCCCGGCCCGGCGCCGGUUCAGCGCCGCCGGGCCUCCCGGCGCAGAAGCCCCGCGCCCGCCGCCUAGCCUCCGGGUGUCCGCUCUGCGUCCCUCCUCCCCGCCGAGCGACCGGGCCCCGGCGGCCUCCUCCCCUGACCCGAACCAGCCCCAAACGGACCCGCACGGACCGCCGAGCCCCGGGGACCCCCCGGCUUCUCCCGCCCCCAGCGGUCAGAGCCGCCCUCACCCUAACCUGCUGCUCACCCCCAGCCGGGGGCAGCCAGGCCCCAUCUCCCCCCGCGCGAGCCCGGGGCCCCAGGGGUGCGGGGCUGCCGGCAUGA
Lipotes vexillifer (Yangtze River dolphin) is the source of this 888-nucleotide messenger RNA. RefSeq names its product proline-rich protein HaeIII subfamily 1-like. NCBI's taxonomy places the organism in Eukaryota, Metazoa, Chordata, Mammalia, Artiodactyla, Lipotidae. The record is from RefSeq and is a predicted model, not a curated record. The transcript has 6 exons. Bases 1 to 888 code for a protein of 295 amino acids.